Nezara viridula (southern green stink bug) is the source of this 4650-nucleotide messenger RNA. NCBI's taxonomy places the organism in Eukaryota, Metazoa, Arthropoda, Insecta, Hemiptera, Pentatomidae. The record is from the annotation of a GenBank genome assembly.
CUGUUAUGUUAGACCACAGCUGUAUUUAAUUUGACUUUGAGGGCCUCUUAAGUAAUUUAAUGUUAAUUCAAGUAUAUCCUUAUAAACUGUAGCACCUUUCCUGUUUUCGGAUUACUCAUUUUGUUGAAGUUAUGGAUCUAGAUUCAAAAGAAAUUUAUAAAAGAGUAAUUACAGACUUUUUGUGUGUUUUUGCCGUUGGUUUCCCUAUUUUGAUAUUUCGAUUGUUUGGAGUACCAUACAAGCGAGGAUUCUACUGUGAUGAUUUAUCAAUUAGAUACCCGUUCCAUCCUUCUACAGUACCUGAUUAUGCUCUUUAUAUUGUUGGAAUUGGACUACCAAUCUCAGUAAUACUUAUUUUUGAAGUGUCUUUAUUGAAGAAAUUCAAUUCUAAGAGACGAUCAUUGUUUCUUUUUGGUUGGAAAGUACCACCGUGGCUUAUUAGAUGCUAUAAAGAGAUUGGUUACUUUUGUUUUGGUGCAGUUUGUUCCCAGUUAAUUACUGAUAUUGGGAAGUAUUCUAUUGGUAGGCUUAGACCACACUUUAUGACUGUUUGUGAUCCUGAUGUUGACUGCAGUAUGCCAGAUUUUAAAUAUAAAUAUUUUGUGGAAUUCACAUGCAAAGGAACUAGUCCUAAACUUCUCCGAGAAUCUAGACUUUCUUUUCCUUCUGGCCACUCAUCAUUUUCUGCUUAUACAAUGGUUUAUUUGGCUUUAUAUCUUCAGGCAAAAUUAAACUGGCGAGGAUCAUAUCUUCUGAAACAUUUUUUGCAGUUUUGUUGUGUGGCUUUAAGCUGGGCCACGGCAUUAUCACGUGUGUCAGACUAUAAACAUCAUUGGAGUGAUGUUUUAGUUGGAUUGCUUAUUGGAACGACAGUUGCAUUUCUCAAUGCUAAUUUUGUUUCUGAUUUAUUUGGGUCUUCUUCCCUAAAGAAGAAAUUAAGUGAAACAACUACCUUAACUAACACAUCACAUCAAGUAAUGCUGGUCACUAAUAAUUCAUCAGCAGAUCUCUGAGAAAGUGAAAAAUUCUAAUUUUUUUAGAAAACUCUUGAAAUUAUGAAAAAAAAAACUUUUUGAAGGGAGCAAUUUAUUGUUUGCUUAGUUCCAUUGUGUAUUUUUAAAAAAAUUAAUAACUAAGAUAUCUGAUUUCUUAAAAAAAGAUUACUGAAAUGGAUAUACUAUUACACAUUAUUACAGAUAUCACAGUUAAGUUUCAUUGAUUGGUUCAUAAAUCAAACUAUUCUAAUGCAGAUAUUUUAAAAUUGUUAACUUGAUUUUAGUGAAGAUUUAAAUAACUGUUUGUUUUUUAAGUUUUAAAUACAGAUUGAUUGCCAUGAAGGACAGCAACAAAAGAUCAAACAAAAAAUGCUAUAGACAUUGUUUUCCUUUAUACUACCUAAAUUUUUUUAUAUGUUAUAAAAAAUGUUAUAUUAACAUUUCCACCUUUAUGUGCAGUUCUUUUGUAAUACAAUUGGUAUAUACUCUUUGGCUCUAAAUUAUUAAAAGAUUGAUAUAAUUUUUGUUUAUUAUCUUUGAUUUAAGUAAGAUAACCGUCAUUAAUUAUUAAAAAUUAAUUCUCCUUUAGGCUUCAACAAUUUGUUUAUUUGGGGCUUAACUUCCAUAUUUACUCCAAUUAGGGCUAUUAUCUAAGAUAUGUGUAGGCUUUAUUAGUCGUAAUUGGAUUAAGUUUUUACAUGAAGUGAAUUAUUUAUAAAUAAUUAAUUAUAAGUGAAUAAUCUAACUUAUUUGAAUAAUAAUUAAAUCCAUUAAACAUCUUGUAAUUCUGAUACUUAUCAGAAUUACUUUAUUAUUAUUCUAUGUUUCUAAAAUUACGUUAAUUUAUUUCACAUUCUGAAAGUUAUUUUAUUUCCUUUAUGCUAUACUGCUACCAAGUAUGAUUUGGAGGAUAAAUUCAAAUCAAGUGAAAAAAAUAAUGAUAAAUUUAAAUAUGAAUUUUCUAAUUAUUAUAUUAAAAAAUUUGUAUUAAUUUGAUUUGACUUUGAAAUAUGCUGUGUUUUUUCUUAAUUAUUUCCAGUUAUUUUGUUCUGAUUGGUAGUAAUGGUGUUCAAUUUUUUGAUCUUUCUCAUACCAUAAAUUUUUCAAGAUUAACCAUUUAGUUUUACUGAUAUAAAUCAUGUCCAUUUUAUUCUGUUUUAUUGUACUAACAUGGGAAAAGUAAGUUUGAAAUAAACAUUUUAAUUGUCAGCUUUUGAGCCUUUAUCAAAAUGUUAUCAGUUACAAAAUAAGUUAGUUUAAUAAUGAAAGCAACUGAUUAAAUUGUUAGUAAUCAUGUUUCAUGCCUUUUAUUGGACUGGCAGAGUAAAAUAUAUACCUGCAUUGUGUUAUAAGAAAAUUUCUGUCUGAACUUUUAGUGAUUUUUUUAUAAAAUGUCCAUAUUACUUAUGAAUUUAAUUCAAAUGGUAUUUUACUUUUUGUUAAAGUACUUUUGACCAACUUUAUGGGAUCUUGUUAAUCCCAGAUGCAAAAAACUUCCUUUUAUUUGACUGAAGAAAUCUUUGGUCUUACACUCCUUUAUGUUUUUAAAAUUCUUUCUUCUUAAUGAUUUAGAGACUAAAAUAAAUGGUAAUCUGAAAGGGCUAAGUCUGGUGAAUAAGAAGGAAGAGAAAGAGCUUCCCAACCAUGAUUUGGGAUUUUUCGCCGGGUCAUUUUGGAUACGUGGUGUUUGGUAUUAUAAUGGUGCAAGGUAACUCCAUUCUGGUCUCCUAAAGCAGGAUGUUAAAUCGGUAUACCAUCUCAUAAUCUGUUUGAUUGUUGGCAAAAUACUUAUCCUAUGAUUGUUUAAUAAUGUUUUAACAGUAAUCAUAUUUGCCUACUUCAUCAAACCCAAAGAUUAACUUUUUUAUGGUGCCACUCAGCUUUUGCUGUCCAAAAUAGUAUUCUCCCUCCCUCAACCAUUUUUUUGAGGCACAGGUGGAAAGCCAUUGUUGUUUAAAUUACAGUGAAAGAGAUUAGCGAUCAUAUAAUCCUUUUAUUGUUUUUCUCUAAAAAAAUGUUUUGUCCAAUUGUAGCUUUUGACUGGAUGAUUUUUCAACCAAUACCUUCUAAGUUUGAUGGGUAUUGUUCUCUAUUGAUUCUUUUAGGACGUUAUUAUCUAGCAUCUUUGAUCUAGCUGAACAAAAUGAGGUUUGAAAGAUUGAUAUUACCAACAUGAGAUUUUCCAAACUACCAACAUUACAUUGUUACUACAGUUGAAUUUAAACAGCAUAUGCCUCUAAUGUUCUUUUGCCAAUCCAUCUGGAGUUCUGAAAUAAUGUGAUUAAGAUGAUUUUGUUGUGUAAACAGGAUUUGUUACUCAGAGCUGAAGCAAACUAUUCCAUAUUAUUUGAAAAUAAACAUAAACAAAUGCAGAGAGUUAAACAAUGAUCACAUUGUGCCUUUUUAUAAAUUGAGCAUAAAUUUGACAAUGUCAAACGAUUAACUGGAGUAGUGAUUGAAUUCCCAAUAGUGAUCCAAUUUGUAUAAAAUACUUGGUACUCGGUACUCAGAGUAGCAUUUGCCCAUGUCUGAUUUAUAUUUAUAAUAAUAAUUUAUUCCUUAUAUGCCUGUUUUGUAGACCUCACUAAGGAAUUUGACCGUGUGAAGAAGCAAGACAUAGCAAAUGCCUUGGAAGACAAAGGCAUCGAAACAGGCCUCCGUAAGGCAAUUCUAAGUCUCUAUAAGACCCAAAGAAAUGUUAUGAGAACAUGCAAUAACAUAUCGGAAGAGUUCACAACAAGCAAGAGUUCACAACAAAUCAAGGUAUUAGGCAAGGGUGCAGUCUAAGUCCUCUGCUAUUUACACUAGUGCUAGAUAAUGCAAUAAAAAUUGGGAUACAAUGGAACUUGCAAUUUAACCUCCGCAUUCUCCAGGAAGAAUUAAGUAAAAUAAAUAUGCAAAUAAAUGUGGAAAAAACCAAAACAACGAGGAUUGGCAGAAAACAAGGAAGAGGAGACAGAAUAGUGUACUUGAGUGGAGUCCCAUUGGAACAAAUGAAAACUUUUAAAUAUCUCGGUGCCCACAUCAAUGAACAUGGAUUGAUCGACUGAGAAAUAAAGGAAAGAGUGAAGUCUGCUGGAAGGUGCUUCAACGCCAUCAAGCAAGGAUUCUUUAACAAGAGAGAAGUGAGUAAAGAGACCAAAUCGACCGUGUACCAAAAUACUUUCCUCCCAAUAAUGACCUACUCCAGCGAGUCAUGGACCCUCACCACAAAGCACAUCAGUCAGAUUCAGGCCAUGGAGAUGCGAUUCCUGCGUAGGGUCGAAGGAAAAACAAAGAGAGAUCGGAUAAGAAACUCCAUAAUACAGAAAAAUUUAAAUGUAAGAGCAGCCGAAACGGUGAUGGAGGAAAAUCGUUUGAGAUGGUUUGGUCAUGUCUCUCGAAUGCCAGAGAAUCGAAUGGCUAGGAUAGCGUUGGAAAGCAAAGUUGAGGGAAGAAGACCUCAGGGAAGGCCCAGGAAGACCUGGAAGGCUAGUGUCAAGGAGGCCUUUGACAGAAGGGAUAUUGACUGGAGGAGGAGGUGGCAGUUGGCUCAGGAUCGAGAGUUGUGGAUUUGGCUCUACAAGAAGGCUCCUCACACCGCUCAGCUGUAGAAGAGGAAAUGAUUAAGAAGAAGAAGAAGAAGAAUUUAUUAUAUAUAUAUAUAUAUAUAUAU